Messenger RNA from Nerophis ophidion (straightnose pipefish), 2822 nucleotides. Its product is annotated as neuropeptide FF receptor 2-like. Gene Ontology annotation, molecular function: peptide binding; G protein-coupled receptor activity. The transcript is spliced from 3 exons. NCBI's taxonomy places the organism in Eukaryota, Metazoa, Chordata, Actinopteri, Syngnathiformes, Syngnathidae. Bases 690 to 2297 code for a protein of 535 amino acids. Gene Ontology annotation, biological process: neuropeptide signaling pathway. Gene Ontology annotation, cellular component: membrane. The record is from RefSeq and is a predicted model, not a curated record.
CGGCGGGCUUUGCAGAGCUCUCGCCUGCCUGCCGCCGGAGCGCAGACAGCAUCCCAUAGCGGACUGGAUCCGUACGGGCUAAUUGUUUAAUUUAUCAGCCUCGUUAGCAGCUUCACCGUCUCACCGGAGCGCAGGCAGACCCGAGGAGCGGUUGGCUUCGUCACACGUGGGAUUCACCUGCCUGGAAGGCGAGAAAGUCUAUCAGACGCAGAUGACAUGGUGACAGUCCCUCGCGGCGAUGGAGAAACAAAUAAGGCAGCCUGGAUGAGGAGUUGGGUGUUUUUAGGUUUUUUUGUACUAUUUCUCCAAAAACCUGUCCUUCUUUUGGACUCUUCUGCUCCUGGACUGCAACUGUGGACGGACUUCAAAGAGAGAUUCGUGCAGUUUUGCAGCUACUGAAGAGACUAAGUCAAAAGUCUGUUCCCAGGUUUGGAAACGGAUCGCCACCUUUGCAAAGAACGCAAGUAGAACUGUGCCGUCAGAAAGCUGUUAGAUCAUGUUUGGUCAUGAUUCAAUUUCUUGAAAUUAAGGCAUUUGUAGUGAAAACAAUCGACAAAGGCAAAGAGAAUGCUGAAUGCUGGGAUGAAGCUCGAUUAGUUGUGGUGUUCCUGUGGACGAUGGAUGAACUUUCCGAUUCCUGUUUGAGUUUCGGACCAAAUUUCCUGUGAAAAUUGAUCGUCCAGGCAAGCAUGGACUCUCUGCAAAACCGUCCCACCGACUGGAGCUCGGCGGAUCCCAGCUUUUCCCCGUUCCAGGAAAGACUCAACGCCAGCGGGGCCCUCAUGCUGCCGCCCCCGGCGCAGUCCGCCCCGGGCUAUACCCUCCCGUCCCUCAACGAGCUGGCCGACCUAGAGAGCAUGCUGCUGUGGACGCUGCACGAGCCCAGCACCAUCGCCCUGAUGCUCAUGUACUGCCUGUCCUUCGUUCUGGGCUUCGUGGGCAACCUGAUGUCCCUGCGCGUCCUCACCAACAGACGCAGCCGGCGGCUGGCGGGCAUCAGCGCCACCCGCACCCUGCUGGUUAACCUGGCCGUGUGCGACCUGGCCGUGGUGUGCGUGUGCAUGCCCAUCACGCUGGCCAGUCAGAUCUACACCGCCUGGGUUUACGGGGACCUCCUGUGUCGAGCCGUGCCCUUCACGCAAGCCGUCUCCGUGUCGGCCAGCGUUCUGACGCUGACCGUCAUCAGCGUCAACCGUUACUACAGCGUCCGCUCGCCGCUGAGGGCCCGCUCCAUGUUCACACGUCGACGCAUCCUGGCAACGGUCGGCGUGGUGUGGGCCGUAUCGUCCCUGAUCUGCGCCCCCAUCGCUGUGAUGAACCGGCGGCGCGAGAUCAGCUUUGGGACCUUCGCCAUCUUGGUUUGUCAGGAGGAGUGGCCUAAGCCUCGACUAAAACAAGGAUACAACGUCCUGCUGUUCGCCAUGCUCUACUGCCUGCCCGUCACCUUCAACCUCACCCUGGGAUUCCUGACGGGCCGCCGCCUGUGGGCGGGCAAGAAGUCGGCCUUCGCCGACCUGGACCCCCGCAGCCGGGCGCUCCACGCCUCGCGGCUGAAGACGCGGCAGAAGAUCGCCAAGAUGGUGGUGUGUCUGGUGCUGCUUUUCGCCACCUCCUGGCUGCCGCUCUACUUGGCCGACCUCUGGAUCGACCGCGAGCAAAGGCCGCCGCCUUGGCUGCUGCAGACGCGGCCGUUCGCCCAGUGGCUCGGCCUGACCAACUCCAGCCUCAACCCCAUCUGCUACUGCUUCAUCGGCGACCUGUACCGCUCGGCCCGGGUGAUCCGGACGCGCUACUACCAGAAGGUGGCGACCCUCUUCGGCACCACGUCUUUCUCCAGCUCGGUGUCGCCGGCGGCCGCCGUACCCAUCGCCGCCAUAGGGGCGGACAGCAAAGCGGGCGCCUCCGAGCGAGGCCACAUCUCCGCCGUGGCCGUGUCCGCCUCCAUGGCGACCAUCCCUUGCUUGCUGAGCUUGGCGCGGGGUCGGGGACCGGCCCGGUUGGGAUCGGAGCACAGCAUCUCGGACUGGUGCCGCUCCGGUCCGAGCGUGGGCGACAGCGGCGCCUUGUUUCCUCGCCCCGUACACACGCCAGACCUGGCCGCGCAGAGACAAGACUUACUCCCCGCCAGGAGACACUCGGCCAACGAGAACUUCGGCACGCUGCCUACGAGAGACGGGCAGGAUGCGGCGCCGGCGAGGAGGCACUCGGGGGGCAGGCUAUCUGCAGAGUGCGACGAUAACAAAGAAAUCAUUAUCGGCGGCUUUUAUUAUGACGGCCGGCGCUCGAGCGAAAACUAAUCUGGCCGCUCACGAACCUUAAAUCCCUCAUGCACACACAAGCUCGGGUGACGUGUCGUCUGCCCGCUUCCUGCCAUCCUGACCACAACCACCCCCCCAACCCCCCCGUGGCGAGCUUUAUUGGCGGGGGUGGCACUUCUCCGCACUAAAGCAGCAGCCCGCCACUCUUUAGUGACAAUAAUAGGACGGCGGCCGCUUGGCGAGUCGCACUUUCACGUUUCUCUUUGCUCUCCACACCAAAGACCGAGACACUUUUUUUUUUUUCUCCCUUCCGUCACGCCAUUAGCAGUCUGGUCCGCUUUUACUUGCAAGGUGGGACGCUUCCUUCACCGGCUCGCUCGGGGGCCGGGGUGUUCCAAAGAGUGGAACCUCGAUUUACGAAGUUAAAGGGUUCUUCAACGUUGUUCGUAAACUGAAAGGUUGGUAGAGUGGAGCAGAGUUUGCCUUAAGAAAUAAUGUAAACAUAAUUGGUUGUCACCUCCACAAAAUACCACAUUUUAGUAAAAAAUGCACACUACAAAGACA